Messenger RNA from Megalops cyprinoides (Indo-Pacific tarpon), 11526 nucleotides. RefSeq names its product striated muscle preferentially expressed protein kinase-like. Bases 324 to 10961 code for a protein of 3545 amino acids. Gene Ontology annotation, biological process: protein phosphorylation. Lineage: Eukaryota; Metazoa; Chordata; Actinopteri; Elopiformes; Megalopidae. The transcript has 41 exons. Gene Ontology annotation, molecular function: protein binding; protein kinase activity; ATP binding. The record is from RefSeq and is a predicted model, not a curated record.
UUUUCUAGGAUGUGACAGUGUAAGUCCUAGCAAUGUGAAGAUAAUACCUCCGUGUUAUGUGCUGAAAAUGCUAAUGUUUAGCACAGAAACUUUCUUUGAAUGAGCUUUAGUUUUUGCAGAGGGACUUUUGGAAAACAUUGUCACAGUAAUAGAAUCAAAUACAUUUCACCUUGAGGAAACUGGAAUGUCUCAGACUUGAAGAGGGAUGUCCACACCACUGUAGAAUACAAAAGUAUGUCCCAGUUUCACAGUGCCAGACAGUUAGAUACCAGGUCCUUGGUGUAAACGCAGUGAUAAGAAACGAGAGGACAAUCUGCGCAACCAUGAGAAAGGCUGAGGGCCAGCAGACACUCAAGGAAGGGGCUCGUGUAGUGGACCCAGGGAGUCCCAGAAUACCAUCGAAGCGCGCCAAAGUGAACCCGGACCAGGUAGUACCAGAAGUGGAGGAUUCCGUGUACCCCAGCCCGACUGCGCCUUCGUUCAUCCGAAAGAUGAGGAACGCUGCCGUGGCGACUGGGUGUGACAUCCGCUUGAGGGUGGCGGUGACGGGGGACCCACAGCCUGUCCUGCACUGGUACAGGAACGAUGUCCUGUUGGAGUCGGACAGCCAGGAGUACGGGGGUCUGUGGAUCAGGGACUGCAAGCCCAGUGACGCCGGCCUGUACACCUGCAUCGCAAGCAACCACCUGGGAGAGGUGCGCAGCAGCGCUGUGCUUGCUGUGCUGGACCUGGGAGAAGACUCAGAGAACACAGAGGAUGAGGCGUCAGAGCCCAAGGCACCAGCAGAACCCAGAGAGGGACCCGGGGGUCCUGAGGACAAAGCUACCCACCGACUGCCUGCAGGUGAUGCUGACAAGACGAUGGAAGUCACUCCAGACACAAGCAAUCGCAGAAGCCCUUGGACAGACAACCAGAAUACAGCAGUAAAGGAAGCGCUGGCCAUGGAUUCGAAAGCACUUGAGCAACCGCACCCCUCCAAGCCAGUAAGGACCCAGUCUGAUGAUGUUUUGAGGGACACUCCGCCCCAAGUCUUCCGGCCACCGUCUCCAAAAACUGACCAGUGUUCUCCCAUGUCAAGUCACUCUGAGUCAUCCCCGGCCAGACCCCUGUCCACCCGCAAGAAGGUUGUUACCCCAGAGGACUACAAAGAAACAGUUCCAGGAGAGAUUGAUGAGAAGAUCCAAAAGUCCUCAGGAAUGUCUCAGAGCAGCUCACAGGACUCCCUAUCUCAGACCCUCAUCAGCGGGAAAGACUUGACAUCCUGCCCAUCAUCUAUACUUACUCAAGACAGCCCCAAGAUCUUUGACAAGAUGCAAGUUUUUGAGGGGCACGUGAAGAGACAGGACUAUCCACAGGGAUCGGUCUCAGGCCGCUCCUGGGCUGGUUUUAAUCGGGCCGCGUCCUUUGACGCAGGCGAUGGGGGGAGCCAGGUAGGCAUCUCGAGAGAGAGCUCCCAGGAGGAUCUGCGAGAUGUGAAAAUGGACGCAGCCCAGAGGAGGUCCAUGUUCAAGCAGAGAGCAGUCUCCUUAGAAGAACGGACCCGCUACUCCCAAAAGGUGCAGGACAUUGAAAACAAGUUUGCGGAGGAGCUCCAGCGAAUCAAGAAGCUAGUGGGGAGACCCCAUCUGGCGAGGUCCUUCUCCACAGAUCAACUCUCUCCGAGGAGCCGACAGCCCCUCAGAAAGCUGGAGCCCAUUCCCCCUGAGGUCCUCCAGAAACUGCAGGACAGGGAGCGAAUGCAACAACAACAGGAGCAGCGGCAGAGAAGGCUUUUGCAAAAAUCCUCUCAAUCUUCACCACAAUCAGCAAACAAACAGCCUACAGAGAAUACACAAAAAGAACAGCCUCAACAGGCACCAUCUCUACCUCAACAGCUCAAACCCAAGAGACUAGCACUGAGCAGCUCAGCAGUGAGUCCGUUCGAUGAGAACACUCAUACACCGGAGGCUAUGUCGGUCUCUGAGUUACCUGGGCAACCAACACAGAUGCCAGGAAGCAACCCACCCAGGGAUACACUUCUAGGUUCUUCACUAACAGACACAAAAGAGUGGCAAUCUACUUCUCACUUUCCAAAAGAGGAUUCAUCACCUAGGGUGGUUGAACGGCCAUUACGCAGGGUAGAGCAGAGGCCUGCAAGCCCCCGCGUGCAGAGAGACUCCACUCAUUUUCAAGAAAUCCCCUCUCUCCAGCAGCCCCAAGUCCACAUGUCAACAAGGGAAGACCUUCUACACAGGAAGGUUGAGCUGCCAUUGCGUAAGGUAGCACAGAGGCCUCCAAGCCCACUUGUACAGAGAAAAGAACACAGAGGCCAAACACCACCAAAGUCCCUGAGCCCUGUCGGCCAUUUUCCAGAGGAGGAGAGUAUGGAGGUUGAGAUGACCUCUGUGUCCCCAGGUCCUAAGCCCGCCAUACCCAGGAUCAUUGUGGAAGAAGAACCUAUGGAAGAGGAGGCCGCAGCAGAGGCUGACAGGUUAAAGGUAGCUAAUGUUACCAAGGAGGGAAAGACACAAAGGACAAGGACUAAGGGCACUCGCACUCGGCCCAUGUCCCCUGAGCUAGACUCCUCAGAUGACUCGUACGUGUCUGCAGGAGAAGAUCCCCUCGAAGCCCCCGUGUUCGAGUUUCCCCUGCAGGAUACUGUAGCGUCUGCGGGUUCAGAAGUGAUGCUGAAAUGCAUCAUUGCUGGUACCCCUCUCCCAGAAGUGACCUGGAAGAGGGGUGAGGAGACGAUAAAGAGCAGCUCUACUCACGUGGUGAAGGUGGAAGGAGAGAGGCACUCCCUGCUGGUCAAACAGGCGAAGCUGAGCGACGCUGGGACCUAUUGCGUCACGGCUGUCAAUGAAGUGGGCAAGGCCUCCUGCAGCGCCACCCUCUUCAUCAAAUCAGAGCCCACCCAGGACCAGAGAGGUGCCCUCAGUGUGCCUAUGGACCUCAGCAGUCCCAUCACGUCCGAUGAGGAGUACCUCAGCCCUUUGGAGGAGGGCAUGGACUUUGGGGGGGUGCCCUAUCAGGGGCCUGAACCCCGGAAGAUUGUGGAUGCACGGUUCAGGGAGCCCCCUUCCUUCCAGCAAACCUUGAGCGAUCAGGUGGUCGUUGAGGGGCAGGAUGUCACCAUGUCUGUCCGAAUGCGAGGUCAGCCCAAACCCAUGAUUUACUGGUUAAGGGACAGGACGACAGUAAAAUCUGGUGACCGACAUGUUGUGCGUGAAACAGACGAUGGGACCUUUGAGAUGAAAAUCAGAUCAGCAGAGAAAUCAGAUGCCGGAGUGUACAUCUGCAGGAUCAUCAAUGAAUACGGGACAAAGCAGUGUGAAUGCAGAUUGGAGGUCAAAGUGCCCCCCGUGGAGUCUGUCCUAGCCAUCACCCGACAGCUGAAGGCUGUGACGGUGAGGGCGGGCGAGACAGCCCUCUUCGAGUGCCAGAUCACCAGUCCCCAGGACGUGGAUGUGGACUGGCUGUCCAACGGGAAGCUGAUCCAGCCAGCGCUGCUGAACUGCAAGAUGCACUUCGAUGGCAGAAGGUGCCGGCUGCUGCUGGAUUCAGUGCACGAGGACGACAGCGCCACUUACACCUGCAAGCUGAGCACCGCCAAAGAGGAGCUGACCACCAGCGCCAACCUCAAAGUCAUUCCCUCUAUCGAGCCGCUUUUCACUCGGAGACUGGACACCUUGGAAGUAGUAGAGGGUCGCACUGCGCGUUUUCACUGCAAGGUCAGCGGGACACCCCCUCCGACAGUCACCUGGAGCCAUUUCGAUCACCCCUUGGCCGACAGUGAAUGCACCCGCAUUCUGAAGGAGGGCGGACAUCACUCUCUGGUCAUAACACACGUCACCAGCGAGAACGAGGGCUUCUACACUGUCAUCGCCCGCAAUGUACACGGGGAGACCGAGUGUUCGGCCGAGCUCUAUGUGCAAGAGCCCCGGUCUGCCAUUGCUUCUCAGAUGUCAAAGCUGGAGAAAAUGCCCUCGAUCCCAGAGGAGCCUGAGGUUGCAGAGAGCGAUGGGGAGCGCUUCACCAUGCCAGACUUUGUCAGGCCGCUGUACGAUCUGGAUGUAACCGAAGGGAAGGAAGCGGUACUGAAGUGUAAGGUGGCAGGCCUGCCAUACCCAACCAUCACCUGGUUCCACAAUGGCCAGAAAAUCGACAGCUCGGAUGAGAGGAAGAUGAUGCAAUACAGGGACAUCCACAGCCUGGUUAUCCGCUCAGUGUGCCACGCCCAUGGGGGUGUGUACAAGAGCGUCAUCUCCAACAAAGUGGGGAAGGCUGCCUGUUACGCUCACUUGUAUGUCACAGAUGUGGUGCCUGACCCCCCUGAUGGCCCUCCUGUUGUGGAGGCAGUAACAGGAAAGCUUGUUAGUCUGAGCUGGAAGAGGCCGAAGAGGCUGGAUCCCUCUAUAGAUGCCAGCUCUCUGAUGUAUGCUGUUCAACAGCAAGUAGUGGGAUCAGCCCAAUGGACCGUCAUAGCCUCUAGCCUGAGGCAAACCUCAUACACGGCCACCUCACUCUCCAAGGGAAUGUGCUACACCUUCAGGGUCAUGUCAACCACCAAGAAAGCCUUCAGCAAACCCUCCCCACCAACGGAUCCGGUACAGCUUGUGGACAGAGGUCCCUAUCUUCAGGAAGCUCCGGUUAUCGUUGACAAGCCAGACGUUGUCUAUGUGGUGGAGAAUCAGCCCAUCAGCAUCACCAUCACGCUCAACCACGUUCAGGCCACAGUAACAUGGAACAUGGGGGGCGAGGUGCUGGUGAACAGGCCGGGGGUCUUUGAGAUGAGCAUGCCCGAUGACUCCCAGCAUGCCCUGAAGCUGGUGAGGGCGAGGAACAGUGACGUGGGCCAGCUCACCUGCACAGCCAGCAACCAGUUCGGCACCGACUCCUGUGUCCUGAGACUGGAGUCUGCAGCACCCCCUACAUUUGAAUCCAUCAUGGAGGACCUGGAUGUGAGCGUGGGGGAGACACCUCGAUUUGUGGUGGUUGUUGAAGGGAAGCCUGUUCCUGACAUCAUCUGGUACAAGAAUGACACCCGAUUAUCAGAGAGCAGCCACUUCACGUUUGUGUACGAUGACAACGAAUGCUCCCUGGUGAUCCUGAACACACGCGAGGAGGACUCAGGUGUAUACACCUGCACCGCACAAAACCUGGCAGGAUCUGUAUCCUGCAAGGCUGAGCUCACUGUCCAUACAGCCAAACAGAAAGAGGAGACCAUGGAGGAUGAGGGGUCCAUUCUGAGGAAGAUGCGCAGGCUGACAGAUUACUAUGAUGUACACAAGGAGAUUGGCAGGGGAGCUUUCUCCUAUGUGAAGAGAGUGACGCAGAAAGCCAGGAAGGUGGAGUGUGCAGCCAAGUUCAUUUCUGCAAGAGCUAAGAAGAAGGCCUCAGCCCUGAGGGAACUGAGCCUGCUAUCUCAGCUAGACCACCAGAGGGUGCUGUACUUCCAUGAUGCCUUCGAGAAGAAGAACACUGUCAUCAUCAUAACGGAGCUAUGUCACGAGGAGCUUCUGGACCGAUUUGCCAAGAAGUCCACUGUCAUGGAGGCUGAGAUAAGGUCAAGCAUGAGACAAGUGCUGGAGGGAGUGAGCUACCUUCAUCAGAACAACAUCAUUCAUCUCGAUAUAAAGCCCGAGAACCUUCUCAUGGCGGACCCCAGCAGUGAUCAGAUCCGCAUCUGUGAUUUCGGGAAUGCCGUGCAAGUCACGUCCGAUGACGCGCAGUACUGCAAAUAUGGAACCCCUGAAUUUGUUGCCCCGGAGAUCGUUAAUCAAACUCCAGUCUCCAAGGCAACGGACAUCUGGCCAAUUGGAGUAAUAACAUAUUUAUGCCUUACUGGUGUGUCUCCUUUCGCGGGGGAGAAUGACCGUACCACUGUGCUGAACAUCAGGAAUUACAACGUGGCUUUUGAAGAAAGUAUGUUUACUGACCUGUGCCGUGAAGCCAAGGGAUUCGUCAUCAAGUUGCUUGUGGCAGACAGAUUGAGGCCUGAUGCCAAUGAAUGCCUUCGUCACCCCUGGUUUAAGACUUUGACAAAAGGGAAGACCAUCAGCACAGAGGCUCUGAAACAGUUCUUAUCGCGAAGAAAGUGGCAGCGAUCACUUAUCAGCUAUAAAUCCAAGAUGGUGAUGAGGUCAAUUCCUGAGCUGCUGGAUGACUCCACCAGUCAUGUGUCCAUCGCCGUUCCCAGACACCUUAAAGAGGGCACCCCGCCACCGUCCUCAUCUUCGGAUUCAGAUGAAGACAUUGAUGAGCUGCCCUUCAUUCCUAUGCCUCUAACUAUGGAGUUUUCUGGAUCCAGAAUGUCCCUAAAUGAGAUUCCGGGGGACGAUGAGGUGGUGAGAAGGUCCAACGGGACUAGUGGGGGGGUAGGCCUCACAAGCAGCGGGGCAGAACCUAUGGAAUGUGAACCAAUCGGCGAAGGGAACGAGGGCGGAGAGGUGACCGGAAGGGGACGGACGAGGAAGAGGGCAACGCAAGAAGAGGGUAGGGGGUCUUCGGAUGAGGAAUCUGCUGAGGACGCCAAGAGGCCAGAGCAGCCGAAAAGGCCUUUGCGCAGGGGUUCUAGUAUGGAGAUGGACAAAUCAGAGGGACGUCCCAGAAGAGGAGAGCUAAGGAGAGGGGGCUCUGCUGACAGUGCCCUGCUCCUCCACAUCAAGCACGAGGAGGAUUCCCCAGAGGGAGCUAUGGGGGACACCCAAAAAAGCCUCAAAAAGGCUGUUUCAAUGGAGCUGCCUCGGAGAAGUCCCAGUCCUGGGGCUGGCAAAAUGAGCAAGGAAGACUAUGCUCUGAAACUGGAGCUCAUGAGGCAGAGGCUGCUGAGAGGGGGUUCUGUGGACAACAAGAUGGGCGGCCUGCGGGGCCCCCUGCUAGAGACUCUUGGUGUGGGUGUUGAGAGACGGAGCUCUUCACUAGAAAGGUACAUGCGUCAGCCGCGACUGGGUCCUCCUCCCCUGAUCAGGGCUGCCUCCAGUGACACACCCAGAGAUGACACCCCAAAGACUAAGAUCCUCCGCAAGAGUGCCUCCUUCAGCCAGGGGGAUACCGAGCCCAUGCCUCUUCACCGGCGCUUUGGAGCUCCUCUGGAGAUACCCCUGGCUCAGAUAGAGGAACGUCGGCUACAGGAAGCGGUAUCCAUGUCGUCUCUCACGGACCAGACUAAGCUGGACUCCCGUCCUGUCACACCCAGGGACAUCUCUUCCAAAGCACCCACUCCUACCCAGGAUGUACUGGUGCAGGAGGAAAACAAGCUGGCAGAGGACAAAGCUGACUGUGAGUUAGAAAAGGGUAAUAUUGAUGAAAGUGUGAUGGAAACUAGUUAUCAGGAGAAGGAAAUAAGCGUAUCAGAAGAAACAGAUAAGGUCCAGAGUGAGCCUCUCUCUGCGACUACUCCUGGGGUUGUUGUGGAGGAAAAUAUAGAGCAAGGGAAGAAGAGUGAGGAGGAUGGAAAACAGGAAUUAGAGCAGUUGAGGGCAGGGAAGAAAUCGUCUGAGAUUAACAUUACCACUGGCUCACCCGUGACGUCACCACCGAGUGUUGUCUCACCUUAUGUGUCACCCUCUCCACCUGCUCUCAUCACUUUACCAGAUGGAAGGACCUCUGCAUAUGCCAGCAUUAUACAGACCAUCACGGUCCCUUCUCUACAGGCAGACAGUGCCUCUGAAGCUGCUUAUGCUCCCGCUCCUGCACCCACAACCGCCCCUCCUCCUUCAGAACCCGAGCCUGCUGUCUCAACUGAGCACCCUGCGGUCUUCUCCAAAGUGGCCGAUCAACCAGCCAGGGAACCCAGUCCAGCCAAAACUCGGCCUUCUCCUCAACGAGAGCCCUCGCCUGGGAGGGACAUUAAGGACAUUACCUCUGAGGAGAUCUUUGAGGCAAAGUUUAGGAAGCGUGAAUCAUCUCUGAGUCGUAGUCUAAAGUUUCUCACCAGGCCGAAAGCAGAGAAGUCUUCACCUGUAUCUCCUGUGUUGGGUGAGGAGGUCUACCGCCCAGGACCUGUCGGUGCCCCUCUGGAGUUUGUGAAGUCUGACUUGCCCAGGAGGCUGGAAGAAAAGUACAGGUCUGUCCAGGACCUAAGGGAUGUGGAGAAGGACGUCGGCUUUAUGAAGAGACUUUCUCUGCGUUUGAAGAGGGGUCCAACAGCUGAGAAGAAAGAGGAGGCCACUCAACCCACCGCUCCCAGACGUAGGCUUUCCUGGUCGAUGAGCCGCAGUAAGUCCAUGGACAAGAAGGAGGUGGAGAUGGUACGGCUGGAUGAGGGAGCAGAGCCUAUGCAGGAACAGGAAGCCAGGGGUCCCGAAACGGCCAACGAGUCGCCACUUCUGUCAAUGCGCAAGAAGAUCGAGUCCAAGGUGGCGGGAAUCUCGAUGAGAAUGCGCAGUCAGUCAGAGGAGAGGAAGGAAGAGGAGAAGGAGGUCAAAUCGGAGAACAGGAGGACACCUUUACUCUCCCUCUUACGUCGGUCCAGCUCUGAGGGGGUAAACCUGAAGAAGAUGGGCAUUCCACAGAACCAGCUGGCAUCACAGUCAGGCUCUGCCGUGUCCACAGAGUCUCUAGAGUCCACGUCCAGCAUCCAGUCUGAGUCAGCUAUCAAAGACUCAGAGCGCGAACGCAGGUCAAGGUGGGACCGCUGGGGCCUGACCAGGAGCAGGAAAGACAAGACGGUCUCCCAGCCUGACAUUCCGUCGGCCAUCACCAGAGAGAAUGGCUCGCUUCGACCCCGCCAGUACACGCGUCUGGCCUCCGACUUCCCCCCUGUGUUCCACAUUAAGCUGCGGGACCAUAUCCUUCUGGAGGGGGAUCCCAUCACUAUGAGCUGUCUCCCAGCUGGAAGCCCACACCCACACAUCAGCUGGAUGAAAGACAAGAAGCCGCUUGAAAUAGACCCCAGGAUGAACCUGAUUUCUUGCCCUGACGGGCGGCAGCUCCUUAUGAUCAUGAACACCUCCAAGAAGGAUGAGGGGUUUUACGAGUGUGUGGCUGUCAACCCCCUAGCUACUGCCGUCAGCUCCUGCACCCUGUCUCUGGCCCGUGUCCCCAAAUGUCCUCAGACCCCAGAAGUUCUGCAGAAGACAAAGGAUACAGCCAUGGUCCUGUGGAAACCCUCCGAAACCCGGGGUCCCUGCACCUACACUGUGGAGAGGAGAAAAGAGGGUGAUGAAAACUGGCUCAUUGUAGCCACAGGUGUGGCUGACUGUUACUGCAACAUCGCAGACCUGCCAACAGGGGGCACCUAUAGGUUCCGGGUGGCUUGUGUCAACAAAGCUGGCCAGGGGCCCUACAGCAGCUGUUCAGAGAAAGUGUGCCUGGACCCUACAGUGACUUCCAAAACGCCAGCCACAAUCAUCGUCCAGACGCUUCCCCCGCCCGAUAAAACAGUAACCACGGCUUCUGUCCCACCAUCAUCUUCUGUUCCAGCACAGACCCCUCCCCCCUCCCCAGUCAAAGCAACUGAACCUUCUCCAUCUCCACCUGAGCCUACUCCUUCUCCAACCAAAACUCCUCCCCCUACCCAAACGCCUUCGCCUACCCCUACCCACGAGGCUUCACCUCAUCAAGCUGUCACACAGGCACGGACGCCCUCUCCAGCUACCCCAACAAAAACUACUGUCACCGCACCUUCUCCUGCCACUUCUCCCUCUCAGGUUCCACCCACCGUUAAGCCUGUUCCGCCCCUUGUACUGCCCAAACCACAAAGUCCCAUCAAUAUCGUUCCACCCCUGUCCCAAACUCCUCCUGUCUCCCCACCUCCACUCGUUUCCCCUCCCCCCACCAUCGGCAAGCCCAUCUCCUCCGUACCCCUGUACGUCCCCGUCACCACGGGGACCGUCGCACCUGCCUCCUCUCUUUCUCCCCCUGUGGUGAUGGUGACUAGUCUGAGUCCCGUCGGAGAGGGCGGCAGCACGCCCUCACGGCUGACCCCAACCGGGCGUACCACGCCGACUGGUCGCAAGACUCCAUUGGGCAAGUCUGACAAGACAGCGCUGCGACAGGGCGUGCCUCAGAAGCCAUACACUUUCAUGGAUGAGAAAGCCAGGGGCCGAUACGGCGUGAUCAGGGAGUGCAGAGAGAAUGCCACAGGCAAUCUCUAUAUGGCUAAGAUUGUGCCCUACGAGCCGCCAAGCAAGCAGGAAGUGCUGCAGGAGUACGACAUUCUUAAGUCCCUCCACCAUGAGAGGAUCAUGGUGCUGCAUGAGGCUUACGUCACCCCCCGCUACCUGGUCCUCAUCUCAGAGCGCUGUGCAGGCAAGGAGCUGCUCUACAGCCUCAUCGACAGAUUCCGCUACUCUGAGGAUGAUGUGGUGAGCUACAUUGUGCAGAUACUGCAGGGCCUAGACUACCUGCACAGCCGCAAGAUUUUGCACCUGGACAUCAAGCCAGACAACAUCAUUGUCUCCAGCACGAACACUGUCAAGAUCAUAGACUUCGGCAGCGCGCAAACCUGCAACCCACUCUUCCCCAAGCAGUUCAGUCGACGCCUGGGAACGCUGGAGUACAUGUCUCCUGAGAUGGUGAAAGGGGAUGUUGUAGGUCCUCCUGCGGACAUUUGGGGUGUGGGUGUCCUGACCUACAUCAUGCUCAGUGGAACUCUGCCAUUCCUGGACACUGACCCAUUGGAGACGGAGGCCAAAAUCCAGGCAGCGAAAUAUGACCCCAACAAGCUCUACCCCAAUGUGUCCCAAAGUGCCUCUCUGUUCCUCAAGAAGAUCCUGUGCAGCUACCCGUGGGCUCGUCCGACCAUCAAGGACUGCUUCACCAAUGCCUGGCUGCAGGACGCCUACCUGAUGAGGCUGCGAAGGCAGACCCUUACCUUCACCACAACGCGGCUGAAGGAGUUCAUAGUCGAUCACCAGCGCCGCAGGUCCGAGAUGGCCACCAAACACAAGGUCCUCCUGCGGUCCUACCAGAACUCACCCACCACACCUACAACACCAACUACGCCCACAACGCCCACCACGCCUGUCACUCAGUGACUGUGGUCAUGGCAGCACUAGGGGAGGCAACGAGGGAAGAGCAUUCCGGGGUCUGCAUGAGGCAGGAGCUCCGGGGUCAAGGCUAGGCCAGGUAGCCUGGUCGUGGAGAAGCAGCAGGACAUACCAGACCCUGACUGUGUGGCAAGAACCAGCCACGUGAAACAAGAAUGGGUUUUAUAGUACUUACAGUGCCUGGACAGUCUUACAGAGCAUGCUCAAGUCAUAGCACUCCUGGACAGUCUGGGGGGAGCAUGCUGAAAUCAUACUUAGACAUCCUAAAAGGGCUGUUCAGUGGUUUGGUACUGUUUGGCCAGGAGCUCCUUGGUCCAGCCACCAUCCUGUCCUUUUUUGUUCUUAAUUCCAGUGGUCUUCCCCCUUUGUAGUUAUUCUCAGUGAUGGGUUCAGCCUCAAGGGUUGACACUGAUGACCCAUAACUAUUGACUGUUUUGGUUUAAGGGGAAUUGCAUUUUUUACAGAAGCUUUGUCUAUGAUCUAGGAUUCAGGGAUCUAGAUUUAUGCACCAUUUAUUCUGAAACGUUAAUGUAAAUGUGUAAUUUUGUGAUCC